UCAAAUAAUUGCAAUUCCGAUGUUGUAGAUUUCAUAUCCUUCCUGAAUCGGACUACAUUUAUUGCUUCGGCAGAAGAUCUUCACUCAAACAACCAGCCAAAUAUUUCUACCGUCAUAUGCUGGUAUUUUGUUAGUAUUUUUUCUUUCCGGAGAUACGAGCCUGGUGCACCGGUGAUAGCUAGCUCAGUAUCCAAAUUUUCAAAAUGCUGGCGGGAAUUAUUUCUCGCCGUACCGGGUGCCGCUUAGCUGCUAAGUCGGCCUUGUCGCGGAGCGCGUCUCUGGGCAUUCGCGAUGGCAUUGUGGGAACAGUUGGAAAUACACCGCUCAUUCGGCUCCCAACGUUCAGUGCAGAAUGCGGCUGCGAGAUACUGGCCAAGGCUGAAUUCCUCAACCCCGGCGGCUCUGUGAAAGACCGUGCAGCGCUCUACCUGAUCCAGGACGCCGAGCGCAGAGGUUUGAAGCCAGGCGGUACUGUGGUGGAAGGCACGGCAGGAAACACAGGCAUUGGCCUGGCACAUCUGUGCAAUGCGAUGGGAUACAAGUGUGUCAUAUACAUGCCCAACACGCAGUCCUAUGAGAAGGUGGAGACACUAAAGACACUUGGUGCUGAUGUGCGGCCUGUGCCAGCGGUGCCCUACGACAAUCCAGACAACUACAACCAUCAGGCCAAACGCUUUGCCGAGUCACUCGAUAAUGCUGUCUGGACUGGUCAGUUUGACAACACCGCCAAUCGGCAGGCGCAUUUUGAAACCACCGGACCGGAGAUCUGGGAACAGACAGAGGGCAAAGUCGACGCAGUUGUGUUCGCUACCGGCACUGGAGGCACUUUAGCCGGCGUGGGUAGGUUCUUGAAGACUAAGAAUGAGAAGAUUCAAGUGAUCUUGGCCGACCCCCAGGGGUCUGUGCUGUACAACUGGUUCAAUCAUGGCAAGCUGGAACGUUCCGAAGGAUCAUCGUACACAGAAGGAAUUGGUCAAGGCCGUUUGACGGAUAAUCUCAAGGACAGUCCUGUCGAUCAUGCUAUUCUUGUUAAGGAUGCCGAUGCCGUCAAGGCAACGUUUCAACUCCUACACCAGGAGGGUAUAUUUGUUGGCUUGUCGUCCGGCCUGAAUGUCAGGGGAGCAGUGCAGGCUGCUAAGAUUCUAGGACCCGGUCAUACCAUUGUCACUGCUCUCUGCGAUGUUGGACAGCGCUCCUACAAUCGCAUCUGGAGUUGGAAGUUCCUGGAGGAGAAAGGUCUGUUGUCAGCCGUACCAGAGGAGUACCACGACACAUUACACUGAGUGAAUGAGACACGCUGAUGCCGCCGGUGGGUGAAUCCAUGCUGCUAUUCUCUAGUAGUCUUUUUUUUAAAUUUCUAACUUAUUUUACUCCUUUUGAGAGAUUCCAUGUCGUACAUUAUUAGUCUUACAGUUGAUAACGUUGGUCCACUUACUCAAGGUUAGCAUCUGGGUUUUUUUCUCUCUGCUACAUUCCCUAGACACUUGCUAGCUGCCAAUUUGCAUUGCACUACUGCAGUACAUGGGUAGUGUGCCAAGUCUCCAACCAAUGACUCAAGUUAUUCAUAUUAAUUUUUACCCAUUUUGACACGUCAAGUCCGGUGGACAUGCAUAAUAAGCGAGUAGGGUGCUGCACUGCACGAAAAGUUCGUAUGAGCGUAGUGAUCGUUAUGUAGCUAUUCUAGACAACAUUUCAGAUGUGUCAUUUCGACCAUAUGCAUGCCCCGGCUGCUGAAUGUUGCCAAACGGCAAUUCCGUAAUAAGCGUUUCAGGGAUUUCCAUCUGAGAUCUAUUUCUACCACAUUGUGUACUGCAUGGUAGUAUGUAGGAGAUUGUUGCUAGUACAAAAAUUAUUUACAGGACAGCCUUAUGAGCUCCUAUUUGCCCCCGCCCUUCAUUUUCAACUCCUUUAAUUUCGCUUUGUUUUACUUCUUUUAUAAUAUUAUUAUAAAGUGGAAACAAGAAACUUUGUUGCU
Messenger RNA from Sycon ciliatum, 1975 nucleotides. RefSeq lists its product as uncharacterized. Gene Ontology annotation, cellular component: cytoplasm. Lineage: Eukaryota; Metazoa; Porifera; Calcarea; Leucosolenida; Sycettidae. The transcript is spliced from 16 exons. Bases 204 to 1283 code for a protein of 359 amino acids. The record is from RefSeq and is a predicted model, not a curated record.